Molecule: messenger RNA, 730 nt
Organism: Paramecium pentaurelia
Lineage: Eukaryota; Ciliophora; Oligohymenophorea; Peniculida; Parameciidae
Source: the annotation of a GenBank genome assembly
AAUGUAAGUGAAUUACGAAGCAUUGAUUGAUGGUAUUAAUAAUUGAUUAAUUUUAGAGACAAAAAAUAAAAUGUAAAAAUGGCAAGAAAUCAACGAAUAGAACAUGUGGGAAUUGUAUUCUAAUAAAGAUGGAUAUAUUGUGUAUACAAAGAAGAAUCCAGAAAAUGGAAUUGCUAUGAAUAGGACUCAAACAGAAAUAGCAAGAACACCUGAUCAAAUACUUGAUUUAGUAGGAGAUGUAAAUAAAAGACCAUUGUACGAUGAAAAAAUCGAAACUGUACUAAUCAUUAAUUUAUAUAUAUAGGCACAUGUUAUAGAAUAGAUAGAUGCAAAUACAAGAAUAAUUUAUGUUAGAAUCAAACCACCCAUUCCAUUUAUGAGUAGUAGAGAUUUAGUUAUGGUUCAGAAAGUCUAUAAAUAAAAUGAUGGCAUUAUUAUAGUUUGUUGUAAGAUAAUUAUUAAUGCAUAUAGCUAAAUCUAUUAUACAUUAGAAAACUCCUCCUAUUCAUAAAGUUGAAAGAGCAGAAAUGCAUUUAAGUGGUUGGAUUAUCAUUCCAUAACCAAAUCAAGUACAAUAUACAUAAUAACUAUUAGAUGACUAAAAUUAUUGCUAUAUAAUGUUUUGAUCCAAGAGGAGAUGUACCUUAAUCAGUGACUAAUCAAUAUGCAAAAUUGUAAUCAGAUAUGAUGAAAGCAGCCGUAAAAUAUAUUGCACUUAAUUAUAAAUGAG